Messenger RNA from Xylaria bambusicola, 1962 nucleotides. RefSeq lists its product as uncharacterized. The transcript is spliced from 3 exons. NCBI's taxonomy places the organism in Eukaryota, Fungi, Ascomycota, Sordariomycetes, Xylariales, Xylariaceae. Bases 364 to 1899 code for a protein of 511 amino acids. Gene Ontology annotation, biological process: ubiquinone biosynthetic process. The record is from RefSeq and is a predicted model, not a curated record. Gene Ontology annotation, cellular component: mitochondrion.
UGUCGGCUCGAGAAUGGAGAAGUGCUGCUUUGCCUAGGGUGGUGUCGCCGAACCUUGCUCUACCUCCGUGAAAAUGUUGCAUACUUAGUUUAUGGCGUUUGAGACUGAUUUCCAAAAAUGCAGAGCAGUGAAGCAGUGGUGAUACCAAUACAGUGCGGGGGCUGUGACACACUUGUAUUCAUACUAUGCACUACCUAAGUAUGCAUUCUUAAGCAAGUACAUUUGUAGAGCCCCAGCAAACAAGCUCAUCUAAGUCAAUGCUUAAGCAAGUACCGAGCAGUUGGAUGGAUGAGUCAAGAUUCUGGGAUUAGCUGAAAUCCGGCAUUGAGUUUCUGAUUUCCAUCUCGUUUCAUUCUAAACGCUAUGGCAUCCCUUGCGAAACCCAAACCAUGGCUUUGUAGCACCUGCUUGCGCCGAGCCAGCAGCAUCACCCCAUCUCGUCGCUUGUAUACCACGGGCCGCAAUGACCAGCCAUUUCGAAUGGCUGUGGUUGGCUCCGGCCCGGCCGGGUUCUAUACAGCGUACAGAGUCAUGUCCAAGAUCCCACAGGCCAAGGUAGACAUGUUCGAAGCGUUACCCGUGCCUUUUGGGCUGGUCCGCUUUGGUGUCGCCCCUGACCAUCCCGAAGUGAAGAACUGCCAAGACAAGUUUGACGAGGUCGCCAGCUCGCCGAACUUCACCUUCAUUGGCAAUGUGGCGAUUGGCAACCAGGGCAACCAUUUCCAAGGAUGCACAAUUCCUCUAGUAUCUAUAAUGCGCCACUACGACGCCGUAGUGUUCGCAUACGGUGCCUCAAAAGACAAGAAGCUAGGAAUUCCCAACGAGUCUGAGCUGCGGGGUAUCUACUCGGCGCGGGAGUUCGUCGGCUGGUACAACGGCCUGCCUGAAUAUGCUGACUUGGCUCCAGACCUCACGCAGGGCGAAGAGGCAGUUAUCAUUGGUCAGGGCAAUGUUGCGCUCGACGUUGCGAGGAUGUUGCUAGAGAACGUAGAUGUGUUGCGGAAGUCAGACAUCACCGAGUCUGCUAUAGAAACCCUAUCCAAAAGCCGCAUCAAGCGAGUGCAUAUAGUCGGGCGAAGGGGCCCAAUGCAGGCAGCUUUUACUAUCAAAGAGGUGCGAGAGCUGAUGAAACUGCACUCUGUUGCGUUCCAUCCAGUCGACAUGAGUCUUUUACCAGAUGAACUGUCGAAGUUACCUCGAGCUCGGCGGCGGCUUAUGGAGGUUCUAGUCAAAGGCUCAACGAGUCGGCUAGAGCAUUCGAAUAAGUCAUGGUCACUCGAUUUUUGUCUAUCACCUACCGCGUUCAGCGGCACACCAGACGGUAGGGUGCAGAGUACAGUGUUCGAACGAACCUCACUUUCGUCACCUUUCGAGCAAGAUUCCAGCGUCCAAACUCUGGGUGAAAAGCUAGAAAUUCCAUCGUCGGCAGUAUUUCGCUCCAUUGGUUAUAAGUCGGUUGCCCUGCCCGGCUUUACUGAGGCAGGAAUACCUUUCGAUGAUAGGAAAGGCGUGAUUGGGAAUGACGGGUUUGGUAGCGUCUUACAAGGUGAUGAAAAUGGCUCACUGAUGUCUGGUGGGAAGAGUAAAUUACCUGGGGUAUACUGCGCUGGAUGGGUGAAGAGGGGCCCUACGGGCGUCAUCGCAUCCACAAUGGAAGACGCGUUCAGUACUGCCGGUGCCAUUGCUGCUGACUGGUAUGCCGGGCACCCAUUCCUCAAUUCUAGUGAGACUCAUGGUUGGGAAGGGUUACGUGCCGAGGUUGACAAGGCCAAAUGCCGAGUCAUUCAUUGGGAUGACUGGAAGAAGAUAGACAAAGCAGAGAGAGAACGCGGCCUGCUGACCGGUAAGGAAAGAGAAAAAUUCACGAGCGCAGACGACAUGUUGGCUGCUGCUCGCUAGUCACUAAGAAUGAAGCCAAGCAAUUCAUCAUAUAAUCAGGCCCUGACGGGCCAGUGUUACAAG